Messenger RNA from Penicillium manginii, 813 nucleotides. Its product is annotated as NAD(P)-binding protein. NCBI's taxonomy places the organism in Eukaryota, Fungi, Ascomycota, Eurotiomycetes, Eurotiales, Aspergillaceae. The transcript has 3 exons. Gene Ontology annotation, cellular component: cytoplasm. Bases 1 to 813 code for a protein of 270 amino acids. The record is from RefSeq and is a predicted model, not a curated record. Gene Ontology annotation, molecular function: oxidoreductase activity, acting on the CH-OH group of donors, NAD or NADP as acceptor.
AUGGCUGGAGACUUCCCUUUGACAAACAAGAUUGUCUUGGUCACUGGUGGUGGAUCUGAUUUACAAUUGGGUGAGGAGGCCAGGCAACUUGUUGAAUCACAGAAAAAUGUACAUUUUGAGACUUGUGACGUGCGCAGGUGGAAGGACCUAAGAGGUCCGAUCGAUAUAUCGGUGAGGAUCUGGAAUGACGUACCGGACGUCUACAUUGCUGGAGCUGGAGUCUUUGAGCCGAAAUGGUCAAACUUCUGGCAAGACCCCGAGGAUGAGACUUAUGACUCCAUUGCCAUUAACGUGAACCACCCAAUGAAGCUUACCCGUAUCGCAAUUCAAGCACUCCUAAGCAGGAAUAAAAAGGGAGUUGUAUGCAUAAUUGGAUCUAUUGCGGGGCUAGCGGGGAAUUAUGCUGUUCCGCUUUAUUGUGCAUCAAAGCAUGCUGUGACCGGAUUUGUCCGAUCCAUGGCCCCAUGCGAAGAGCUUGAAGGAGUUAAGAUCACCGCGAUGUGUCCUUGGUAUGAUAUCUACCCUACUACCAAACGUGACUUUGGAUUAAUAGCCACUACUGACAUGCUUUCCAGUGCGGUGAAAACUCCUCUUUGGACUAAUCAACCUGACAAAAUGGACCAGUUCAAUUUAGACGGCGCGGAAACUGUUACCGCAGCUCAAGUAGGUGAGGCUAUAGUGUCUUUGGUGGAAGAUGGUCAAUACAAGGGAGGAACCGUGUUAGAAAUCACGGCCUAUGGGGACUCGAGUAAUCCCAGAAUGGAAUAUCUCACCAACACCCACCAAAUUAACUGGACUUGUCUCCCAAGCUGA